Molecule: messenger RNA, 2041 nt
Organism: Seriola aureovittata
Lineage: Eukaryota; Metazoa; Chordata; Actinopteri; Carangiformes; Carangidae
Product: carbonic anhydrase 4-like
Exons: 17
Coding region: 113-1873 (586 amino acids)
Cellular component (GO): plasma membrane
Molecular function (GO): carbonate dehydratase activity; zinc ion binding
Source: RefSeq, a predicted model, not a curated record
CUCCUCACUGAUGGACACCUCAUACUAACAUACCUUCCUUUUUUGUUUUUUUUGUUUUUUUUGUUUUUCCUUUUCAUUUCAAGCCUUAGAGGGUCGAGACCUGAACCACAAGAUGCAUCACUCCCUGCUGCUGUGCCUGAGUUUGGGAGCUUUGGUCAAAUUUGCUGCUGGGAGUGACUGGUGCUAUAAUGGCUGUGAACACACACCAUCCGAGUGGCCACAGCUCCAUGGUUCUUACUGUGGAGGAAAACGGCAGUCUCCCAUUGACAUAGUCACCAGCCAUGUUCAGACGGACCCUAACCUGCUUAACUUUACCUUUGUCAACUUCUCCAAACAUGUCAUCAAAUCCAUCGAAAACAAUGGCCAUACAGUGAAAUGCACGUUGGAGGAAAAUAGAGUUGAAGUGAGUGGAGGUGGACUCACUGAUACGUAUUCCACCGUCCAGUUUCAUUUUCACUGGGGUGAUACAGAAUACCACCCAGGUUCGGAGCACAAGAUUGAUGGGCACAGAUAUCCAAUGGAGAUGCACAUUGUCAGUCUGAAGAAAGGUCUUACUGUGGAACAGGCCACGGCGGAUUCAGAGGGAAUUGCUGUUCUUGGAUUUUUCAUAAAUGCAACAGAAGAUGGAAAUAUGUCAGGGCCAUGGAACCUGCUCACCUCUCACCUGAUGAGCAACAAAGACACUGAGGGCACCACAAACUAUAACAUCUCUAUUAAUGACCUGAUUGGAAAUGUUGACCUCACAAAGUUCUAUCGGUACAUGGGCUCCCUGACCACGCCCUCCUGCAACGAAGCAGUCGCAUGGACGGUCUUUCAUGAGCCAAUCAACGUCAACAAAGAACUAAUCAAGAGGUUUCCCAUGGAGACGGGACUUGUCAAUGUUUUCCGGCCUGUACAAGAGCUCAAUGAGCGUCAAGUGUCUGCCUCCCCUGCAACUCCUCUCCCUCCCAGUCAUCCAUGGUGCUAUGAUGACCAUCACUGUGCGUACAAUUCGUCUCUCUGGCACCUGCUGCCUCAGUCCCACUGUGGUGGUGAACGGCAGUCACCCAUCAACAUUGUGACUAAGACGGCUGUGAUAGAUGAACACCUUGAUGCCUUCACCUAUACAAAGUUUGAUGACAAAAAUGCCAUCAAGUCCAUCACUAACUCAGGCCACUCAGUGAAAUGUGUACUGAAGGAGGAUACGGUGGAGGUGUCAGGGGGAGGUUUGGGUUACGUCUACUCCACCCUUCAGUUCCACUUUCAUUGGGGCGCUGUGUCACAUGAAUCUCAGGGCUCAGAGCACACGGUGGAUUCAAAGAGAUACCCAAUGGAGAUGCACAUAGUGAACAAGAGGAAGGAUUUAAAAUUGGAUAAGGCAUUAGAGACUCCUAAUGGCCUGGCAGUACUGGGAUUCUUUAUUGAGGCUGCGGAUACUACCAAAAGCAGCGGUGGCGGCAGCUCAGAGCAUCAAGAGACACAUCCCCCAUCAAGUUCAACGUCUGAUAUGGGAGCCUGGAAAAAACUGACCAAGUACCUCUCAGCUAUUCACAACAUCAGCUCAGAGGUCAGCGUCACAGAGGAGAUCUCCAUUGAUGACCUGCUCGGCAACGUGAACCGAGCUGCAUACUACCGCUACAACGGCUCCUUAACCACCCCUUCGUGUAACGAAGCAGUGGUUUGGACGGUCUUCAAAGAGUCUGUCAAGGUGGACCAAGACCUGAUGAUGCUGUUCCCGAUUCAGACAGGAUAUCACAACGUGUUUCGGCCUACGCAGUCUCUUCAUGACAGGACAAUCUUCAGCACCACAUCAGCAGCCAGUGCCCCAGGACCCAUCAUACUGUUUCUGUUGCUGGCAUGUCUCUGUGCCUUUCCACUUAAUUUGCGUCUGUGAAUCUGCCUAAUGAAGAAUAAUCAUUUAUUGCAUUAAUCAUCUGUUUUGCACUGCUCAGAUUAUUUCAAAAUGUGUUAGCAAAAGACAAUGUGGGGUUUUCCCUGAUGAUUUUGACAAUUUUUAAUAUGCAAUUAUGUAAUCUUAUAAUAAAGAAAUUGUAAAACCUUA